This is a messenger RNA of Carassius gibelio (silver crucian carp), 5326 nucleotides long. RefSeq names its product SUN domain-containing protein 1-like. Gene Ontology annotation, cellular component: nuclear envelope; meiotic nuclear membrane microtubule tethering complex. Lineage: Eukaryota; Metazoa; Chordata; Actinopteri; Cypriniformes; Cyprinidae. Bases 710 to 3490 code for a protein of 926 amino acids. Gene Ontology annotation, molecular function: protein-membrane adaptor activity. Gene Ontology annotation, biological process: nuclear envelope organization. The transcript is spliced from 22 exons. The record is from RefSeq and is a predicted model, not a curated record.
UCCCUUACUGGCCAAAAACUAGAGAAAACGUAAUGUGUUUGUGUGUGUGUAUGUGAGAGAGAGAGAGAGACCAUACACAACAUGUCUCACCAUAACUAUGUAUUAUAAUAUUAUCGAAGGUGAUGGUUUCCCUCCGUACAGUGGCGACCCAAGCCAUCUGACGCCUCUUGGUGAUUUCAGACACCUUGUGUUUUUUUUCCAAGUAGGAAAAUGUUGAAAACUAAUAUGAUUCACGAGGCGUUUGCCCUGUCGAUCAUGAAACCGAUUACAGCAGUUCACAAUACAGCAAUACUGAACCAUUUUCCAAAAAAUAAUCAAAAUUAAUGACCAAAUGACCAACGUUACCUAAUGCCUACUAUACAGUACAUCUACUUCUGUACCGCGAUUCCCACAAUGCAUUGCGACGUGACGCAACGAUCCCGACCUCUAUUCCCACGAAGCUCGCGGCUCUCGACACUGGUGUUUGGACAAACACGGUUGUUUCUGUUUUUAUUUGUACGUUAUAUGUCCGUCGAGAUGCGGCGCUCAUUCUGCGCCUCCUUGAACUGGAUGGUCAUUUCUGAACUGGACUGACUUCAAAACAACAAGAGACUGUAGAAACUGAUGGUCAAACUGACAAGAAAAAGAGGUGGAAAAGAUUUUCCCUGGAUGUUCAGCCUGUCUCUUGGACACUGGAGAGUGGUCUUCUGCAUCUCAUCAGGUUUUGAGAAUGUCAAGACACACAGUUAGAGGACAGCGUGCUCAGCAAAUGACCAUGGAUUUUUCCCGUCUGCACACGUAUACUCCUCCUCAGUGUACUCCGGAUAACACGGGAUAUACCUAUUCACUCAGCUCAAGUUACUUGACCGCUGCUCUUGAGUUUGAGAAGGAGCAUCAAAUCAACCCUGUGUUCGACUCUCCCAGAAUGUCUCGCCGUAGUUUGAGGCUACAGACCAGCGGUGGUUUUUAUGGGGACAACAGCCUCACUGAGCGCACAGGCGUUUACAGUGUCGGCUCCUACAAGCAGACCAGCUCCAGCAGCAGCUCCAGGACUGUGCGGAGCAGGAGGCAGCAGCAGAGCUCAUCCGUGUACGAGUCUGAGAGCGUGACUCAGACUCCUCAGAAAGACCAGACCCUGUCAGACCUGAGUUUCAGCAGUACAGCCAGUGAUGCAUCUCUGAUCUCCAGCCUGCUGGAUCAGUCCACACUCAGACAGAGCUCCACGACACACACAUACUCUGCACAGAGAAGAAGAACUGCUCACAGCUCUCUGUUGGAGAAUGGAGACAUCAGUAAAACAGAGACGCACUCUAAUCUGGCUAACGGCUAUAUUUGUAAGGACUGCUCGUUCCAUGGCGACGGGAAGGAGGACGAAACUUCAUAUUCCUUACCGUACUCCACAUCUGUGUCUUCAGCGUAUCAGACAGCUGGAGAUGCCGCUAUAACCAGUUCUCUGAACAGUGUUGACAAGACAGCUCAUGACCGCUACUGUGGCAGUGUGAAUGUACGAGAUCUGGUGACCACAGACAGCCAUCUCAAUCUCAACGGCUCACUCUGUGAUGACUGUAAAGGAAAACAGCACAUGGAAAUCCACACGGAGCACAAACGCUAUUCCUAUUCCUCCCAGCAUGUAUAUGCAGCCUUGUGGGCGCUUGUUUCUUACACAGGUUACGGGCUUCUGCGGGUUUGCCGAGGUUUGGGCUCGGCCGGUGCGUUUGUGACCCGGAAGCUGAGGUCCCUUCUGUGGCUGGCAGUGUGUUCUCCAGGGAAAGCAGCGACUGGCGCCUUCUGGUGGCUGGGAACAGGAUGGUAUCAGCUGGUCGCGCUCAUGUCUCUGAUCAAUGUCUUUCUUCUCACCAGGUGUCUUCCCAAACUACUGAAGCUUCUUCUGUUUCUGCUCCCCUUGCUGCUGCUGUUCGGUUUAUGGUACCUCGGUCCGCCCAUCGCUCUGUCCUUCCUUCCAGCUGUAAACCUCACCGAGUGGAAAACAGCAGUCACUUCUUUCCCAUCGCUCCCUUCUCUCCCUUCUCUCCCAUCUCUUCCUUCUUUACCUGCAUUACCUUCUUUCACACAAGAACCACUGGCUGAAGAACAGCACAUCUCAGCCCCGGUGAUCUCACAGGCUGUGUCAGAGUCCAUUACCAGCGAGCGUUUGGCUCGUCUGGAGCUGCGUGUGGCGGAGCUGUGGGAAAGCAUCAGACAGGGGGAGCUGAAGGCUAAACAGCAGCGAGAGGAGGCCGUUGGUUUGGUGCAGGCUCUUGAGCAUCAGAUGAACACACAGACAGACAGAGAGAGCCUCAGCCUGUGGGUUUCUCAGCUCCUGGAGCCCAAGUUCACCGCGCUCAAGGGAGAGAUGGAGAGAGUAGCACUUAACAGGGCAGAGUCUGAGGAACAGUAUGUGCAGCAUCAGACGAGUCUCGAAGCUCGACUAGCCGAGCUGGAGCUCCUGCUGAAGAGCCUGAACUCUAGAACUGAGGAGCUCCAUCUCACACAGCAGACUCCGGUGCAGGCUCCCGUCAGUGUUGGAGUCUCUCAGGAGAAGCAUGAUGCUUUGCUCACUGAGGUUCAGAGGCUGGAAGCAGAGCUGGGCCGCAUCAGAGGAGACCUGCAAGGAAUGAUGGGAUGUAAAGGGAAGUGUGACCGACUCGACACCAUACAUGAGACCGUGUCUGCGCAGGUGAAGGAACAGUUGUACGCUCUGUUGUACGGUCGAGACGGAGCUGAAGCAGAGAUCCCCGAGCCGCUGAUGCCCUGGCUGGCUUCUCAGUACACACGCUCAUCUGACCUCACCGCCACCCUCGUGACCCUGGAGCGCAGCAUUCUGGGAAAUCUGUCCCUGCAGCUGCAGGAGAGCAGACAGCAGCAGUUCUCGGCUGAAACGGUUACUCAGACGGUGGCCCACACCGCCGGGGCUGCUGGGAUGUCAGAGGAGCAAGUCCAGCUGAUGGUCCAGCGUGCGCUGAAGCUGUACUCUGAGGAUCGCACCGGACAGGUGGACUACGCUCUGGAGUCUGGAGGUGGCAGUAUCCUCAGCACACGCUGCUCUGAGACCUACGAGACUAAAACAGCACUGAUGAGUCUGUUUGGAAUCCCGCUCUGGUACUUCUCCCAGUCGCCACGAGUCGUCAUCCAGCCGGACAUGUACCCAGGAAACUGCUGGGCGUAUAAAGGCUCCCAAGGUUAUCUGGUGAUCAGGCUCUCUUUAAGCGUGAUCCCUACCUCCUUCUGUCUGGAGCAUAUUCCCAAAAGCCUCUCUACUUCUGGAAACAUCAGCAGCGCACCACGCCGAUUCUCCGUCUAUGGAUUGGAUGAUGAAUACCAGGAGGAAGGGAAACUGCUGGGUGACUACACCUAUCAAGAAGAUGGAGAGUCACUCCAGAUCUUUCCAGUUAUGGAGAAGAACGGCAAGGCCUUUCAGAUCAUUGAGAUGCGAGUGCUGUCGAACUGGGGUCAUCCUGAAUACACCUGCCUGUAUCGCUUCAGAGUUCACGGCACACCUCACACUCUGUGAUCAGGCCCGCGCUACAGUACUAUAUAACCCUUUAUGUACAUAUAGGAAACGCUCGGAUGAAACUGGCUUGCUAGACACAUUUCUAAGACUCUAAUACAAAUGAUGACUGAAACAAGGAGCACAGCGGGAAAGAGCAGUGUGUUUAAGCUAAGGAUUCCCACUCAUUUCCUUCCCAAAUCCCUGUUCUUGCACUGAUUCAUGCCCUUGCGGCUGGGCCCUGUGUCACGCUCUCACCCGCAGAGGUAUCUGUGCCUUCAGACAGAAUGUGCUUCUCUCAUUCUGUGUACAUCAUUUUUCCUUUGUUUUCUGAGUGUACAGCGAGGAGAGAAGUCACUGACGCUUUGAGGUGUUCAUCUCACCAAACCUGAUGAGAAUAUGUCUGGGUCAUGUUUUACCCCAAAUCAUUCACUAAAUUAAUCCUAAUUUAGAGCUACUGAGAUUUUUUGCAUUUUUUCCUUAAAAAAAAAAAAAAAAAAAAGAUAAAGGCUCAUUAAGAUGAGCUUUCUCAUUACUGUAAUGCAAAAAAUAUGUAUUAUUUAAACAGUUUAAUUUUUUUAACAUUAUGAUUGCAUUUGUUCUACUUAUUUUUAAAAUUCUAUUCAUUUUAAUGUUUUUUUUAUUUACUUUUAAAAGAUUGUAAUACAAAAAUGUUGCUAUAUCAUUGAGAGUGGGAAAAAGUAAUACUUGUAAAUAUAUAAUAAUUAUUAUUAUUUUAUUAUUAUUUAGAUUUUUUUUUUUAUAGGGUGGAAUAUGACCCAGGCAAGUUUUCACCCAACAGGCACUUCAUUUCAGGUUUUUUUAUAUAUAUAUAUAUAUAUAUAUAUAUAUAUAUAUAUAUAUAUAUAUAUAUAUAUAUAUAUAUAUAUAUAUAUAUAUAUAUAUAUAUACAAACAAAUAAACUCAUACCAGCCAUAAAUUGCAGGAGACACUGGUUUGACCUCGGAUGCUUUCUCCUGAGAAAGGAAUGGAUGUUUAUGGACUGUAUGUGAGCUUGUGGACUAAAAUGUGUACAUUUGAACAAAACUGGACAUAAAACACUCACUUGUUUGUUUCUCUCGUCAGGAGUCAUAUCACAGUCACGAUUCGCUGCAGGAAUGUAACUUAUUGUAAUUAGACCUUUUUAAUCAACUUCAAUCAGUGUUUACUUUACAUAAAGGGGUGCGCUCUGUCAUCAUCUUUACCCUUUUUUGUGUUUUUAAACAUUUUAGUUAAAGGAACACUCCACUAUUUUUGAAAAUAGGCUCAUUUUUCAACUCCACCAGAGUUAAACAGUUGAGUUUUACUGUUUUUGAAUCCAUUCAGCCGAUCUCCAGUACACAAUUUAAAUAAACUCUUUGGUCAUUAUGAGUGAGAUGCUAACGUUCUAGUCAGAUUCAAUGAUCUCUGCUAAGCUAAGCUAAAAGUGCUACUGCCAGACCCAGAGAUCAGCUGAAUGGAUUCAAAAACGGUAAAACUCAACUGUUUAACUCUGUUUAAUUUAAAAAUUGAGCCUAUUUUCAAAAAAAGUGGAGUGUUCCUUUAAAUUAGACAGUGCACUGUUAUGUCUUUAUAAAGGAAAUGUAAGUUGCACAAAGUCCUGUGUGAUUCGUUGGAUGUUUGAAAAGUCAGGGGUUGCACUGUGUUGACCUGAGAGAGUCUGUUUGUAAACUACUGUUGAGUUGUUCAUGACUAUUUAUUUUCUGGAAAUUUAGCCAAGAGAUAGGACUUUGUGCAGUGUGUUUUUGUAAAGAUGCUUUUCAAUGCAUAUUGGUCCGUUUAUAUUUAGUUAGUUUUUUGUUGUUGUUAUAAAAUGGCUACAGCACUAUGAAUUGUACCAGUAAAGAAUUUUAAUUUUGA